UGUCCCGGACUUACCAUGAGCGCCAAGAAGAGAGGGAGCCCCGCGCGGACUCAUUCCAUGAUGUCCCUGUCGGUGCGGCCGCAGCGCCGCCUGCUCAGCGCCCGGGUCAGUAGGAGCCAGUCCUUCGCAGGCGUCCUCGGCAGCCAGGAGCGGGGGCCCAGGAGCUUCCCGGCCUUCAGUCCCCCGGGGCCCCCACGGAAGCCCCCGGCGAUCUCCCGGGUGUCCAAGAUGUUUUCAGUGGCGCACCCGGCCCCCAAGGUCCCGCAGCCUGAGCGCCUGGACCUGGUGUACACUGCGCUCAAGCGAGGCCUGACGGCCUAUUUGGAAGUGCACCAGCAGGAGCAGGAGAAACUCCAAGGACAGAUAAGGGACUCCAAGAGGAAUUCCCGCCUGGGCUUCCUGUAUGACCUGGACAAGCAAGUCAAGUCCAUUGAACGCUUCCUGCGACGGCUGGAGUUCCAUGCCAGCAAGAUUGAUGAGCUGUAUGAGUCAUACUGCGUGCAGCGGCGUCUCCGGGACGGCGCCUACAACAUGGUCCGUGCCUACAGCACCGGCUCCCCGGGGAGCCGCGAGGCCCGGGACAGCCUGGCCGAGGCUACUCGAGGGCAUCGUGAGUACACAGAGAGCAUGUGUCUGUUGGAGAGCGAGCUGGAAGCACAGCUGGGGGAGUUCCACCUUCGGAUGAAAGGGCUGGCCGGCUUCGCCAGGCUGUGUGUUGGCGACCAGUAUGAGAUCUACAUGAAAUAUGGGCGUCAGCGCUGGAAACUACGGGGCCGCAUAGAGAGCAGUGGAAAGCAGGUGUGGGACAGCGAGGAAACCGUCUUUCUGCCUCUGCUCACGGAAUUCCUGUCCAUCAAGGUGACAGAACUGAAGGGCCUGGCCAACCAUGUGGUUGUAGGUAGCGUCUCCUGUGAGACCAAGGACCUGUUCGCUGCCUUGCCCCAGGUUGUAGCAGUGGAUAUUAAUGAUCUUGGCACCAUCAAGCUGAGCUUGGAAGUGACAUGGAGUCCCUUCGACAAGGACGACCAGCCCUCAGCUGCUUCUACUGUCAACAAGGCCUCCACAGUCACCAAGCGCUUCUCCACCUAUAGCCAGAGCCCACCAGACACACCCUCGCUUCGGGAACAGGCCUUUUAUAAUAUGCUGAGGCGGCAGGAGGAGCUGGAGAAUGGGACAGCAUGGUCCCUGUCAUCUGAAUCUUCUGAUGACUCAUCUAGCCCACAGCUCUCAGGCAUUGCCCGCCACUCCUCAGCCCCCAGGCCCCUGGUGCAGCAGCCUGAGCCUCUGCCCAUCCACGUUGCCUUCCGUAGGGCUGAGACCUCCACUUCUGGGCCCAUGGAUGAGGAGGGGGCUGUGGCCCCAGCCUUGGCCAAUGGGCAUGCCCCCUACAGCAGGACUCUGAGCCACAUCAGUGAGGCCAGUGUGGACGCCGCCCUGGCUGAGGCCUCAGUGGAGGCUGCAGACCUAGAAAGUCUAGUCCGGGGACCUAGCCCACCUGCGUGCCCAGAUCCCACCCAUGGGGAGCACCCUGCUCCUGUCCCUCCUGCCCUGGAUGCUGGCCAUUCUGCCACAAGCCCCACUCUUAGUACAACAGGCCCUGCCCCAUCUGCUCACCUAGGCUCGGCUAACAAGACCAUAAAUUCUAGCUCUCCUGAACUGCCCACCCACACCACUACAGGCUCCACCUCUAGUGCCAUAGGCCCUACCCUUAGUGCUCGAAGCCUCACUCACUCUACCACAGCUUCUACCCACAAGAUGGUGGUCUCUCUCCUCACUACCACAGGUCCUACCCCCAGUACCACAGGGCCAGUCCAGACCACCACAAGUCCCACCCACAAACCAGUGCUUUCUACCCUCACUCCUGCAGCUCCUAGCACCAAUACUACAGACCCAGUCCAGACCACCACAAACCUCAGCCACGCUGUCACAAACUUGACACACACUGUCACAAUCGCUACCAACAAGCCCAUUUGCUCUACUCUCAUUACUGCAGGCCCUACAGCCAGUGCCACAGGUCCAGUGCAGACUACCACUAGCCCCACCCACGCCACCCCAAGCCCCACCCACGCCACCCCAAGCCACACCCAUACCACUGUGAGCCCCACCCACACCACAGGCUCCACCCACACUACUGCAAGCCCCACCUAUACUACCACAGGCCCCACCCACACUACUGCAAGCCCCACCUAUACCACCACAGGCCCCACCCAUACUACUGCAACCACUACUCCCAAAGCCAAGAUGUCAACUAACACCACUACACCCAACACUAAGGACCCAGUCCAGAACACCAGGAGUCCCACCCAUUCUGUCACAAGUCCCACUCUUAUAACUGUAAGCCCCUCCACUUUUCUAGACUUUGCCAAGCUCUCCAGCUCUUCUGCAAAUACAGACCCUCCCCACCUAGGCACUGACCCCCUGUCUGGUAGUUACCUAGCCUCCACUCCUUGCACUCAGGCAGACCCCAUAGCCCCCAGCACCUCCCAUCCAAGUCCUGCUUGUUCUAGUUGGGAGCCCCUCACAAGCCCUUCGCUGGACCCCCCAGAAGCCAUCUGUCAGAGCCCAAGUCUCCCUCCCUCACCCCUAGCCCCUUUGCCCCAGUAUCCAGACCCUGGAGUGGCCAGGGCUUCUCCAGCCCUAGUUCCAGGGGCAGCUGGAGGGGCUGGGGACAGGAGGCUGGAAGAGGCUCUGGGGGCCCUGGUGGCUGCCCUGGAUGACUAUCGUGGCCAGUUUCCCGAGCUGCAGGGCCUGGAGCAGGAGGUGACCCGGCUGGAGAGUCUGCUUAUGCAGAGACAAGGCCUGACUCGGAGCCGGGCCUCCAGUCUCAGCAUCACUGUGGAGCACGCCCUGGAGAGCUUCAGCUUCCUCAACGAGGAUGAAGAUGAAGACAAUGACAGUCCUGGGGACAGGCCCCCAAACAGCCUAGCACCUGGGGCUGAGGACAGCCUCGAUUCGCCCAGUGCCCGACCCCUCAGCACAGAGUGUCCAGCUCUGGAUGCUGCCUUGGUCCAGCACCUGUAUCACUGCAGCCGCCUCCUGCUGAAACUGGGCACAUUUGGGCCCCUGCGCUGCCAGGAGGCAUGGGCCCUGGAGCGGCUACUGCGGGAGGCCCGAGUGCUUGAAGCAGUAUGCGAGUUCAGCAGGCGAUGGGAAAUGCCUGCCACCUCUGCCCAGGAAGUGGUGCAGUUCUCAGCCUCUCGGCCUGGCUUCCUGACCUUCUGGGACCAAUGCACAGAGGGACUCAGCCCUUUCAUCUGCCCUGUGGAGCGGGUGCUCCUCACUUUCUGCAAUCAGUACAGCGCCCGUCUCUCCCUGCGCCAGCCAGGCUUAGCCGAGGCUGUGUGCGUCAAGUUCCUGGAGGAUGCCCUGGGCCAGAAGCUGCCCCGGAGCGAGGCAGGCCCUGGAGAGCAGCUCACCAUCUUCCAGUUCUGGAGUUACAUCGAAGCCUUGGACUGCUCCUCCAUGGAGGCCUAUGUAACCGAGACAGCUGAGGAGGUGUUACUGGUGCGGAAUCUGAACUCGGAUGACCAGGCUGUUGUGCUGAAGGCCCUGAGGUUGGCACCUGAGGGGCGGCUUCAAAGGGAUGGACUCCGGGCCCUCAGCUCUCUGCUCGUCCACGGCAACAACAAGGUCAUGGCUGCUGUCAGCACUCAGCUCCGUAGCCUGUCGCUGGGCCCCACCUUUAGGGAAAGGGCCCUGCUGUGCUUCCUGGAACAGCUGGAGGACGAGGAUGUGCAGACCAGAGUGGCCGGCUGCCUGGCUCUGGGCUGCAUCAAGGCUCCAGAAGGCAUUGAGCCCCUGGUGUACCUCUGCCAGACGGACACAGAAGCUGUGAGGGAAGCAGCUCGGCAGAGCCUGCAGCAGUGUGGAGAAGAGGGACAGUCUGCCCACCGAAGGCUGGAGGAGUCACUGGAUGCCCUGCCCCGCAUCUUUGGGCCCGGCAGCAUGGCCAGCACAGCGUUCUAAACUCCCCACCCAGCGGCCCCCACUGCCCCUUCCCCGCACCUUCAGGGCUUACCAGGCACUGGCAGGGAGGAUGAGGGCUGGCUCCAGACAUCCCUCCCUCACAGAUUCCUAUCAAUGAAAAUCUAAUAUAUUCUCCUGUUAUCCUUGGGGUUGGUGGAGUCAGUGCCACAGUCAAGUGCCUCCCAGCCUCGGCUCAGCACACUUGCCAUAGAUCAGUGUCCUGGGCCUGGCCGUCCUGCCUCUGCCCUGCCCUUGGUUUUGUAUUUUAUUUACAGAGUUUUACAGAAAAUAAAAAAAAAAAAAAAAAGCAGAAAUGCCUUUCCUACAUAGCCUGGACUGGUGCACUCCUAACCUUCUGCUCCAGCAUCUUCUGGCUGUGGCCCUGACACUAGUGUGUCCACACUCCAACCGUGACAGUACCAUGUGCUUUUGUCCUGGAAAUCCAGAUGGAAGAAGCCCAGAGGCUGGAACUGGGCUUGGAAAAGAGGGCAGAGGAAGAGGGUGGUGGAGUGUUGCUGAGGAGGCCCGGCCUGCAGGUUCGGAGAGGCUCUCACUCUGGCGACUCUGGACAGUUUUGAGCCUGCUGCCUCUGGUGACGGGAGGCUGAUGACACCACCAGGAGUCCAAUGCACCAGAGCAGGGAAAGCCUGUGCCCAGCUGUCCUGUGGAGCCUGUGCCAGCCUCUGUGAGGGGACAGAAGGAAGUGGGCCUCCAAGGUCUGUGACACCCUGAGAAACGCCCCAUCGAUCAAGUCUAUCAAGGCCGCAGCUAUGCCCUGGCCACCACUGCUGGGUCUCUCCCCGGGAGAAACUUAUAAGCCCGUGCUGCAGAAAAAGGGACCAGGCUGAGGUAGUCCGGGAUGCAGUUUAUUGGGUCGGUGGGCACUGUAUCCCCCCCCACACCUCCUUUCCUUUUGCCCUCUUCCAACCUUACCUUUCCUGCAAUCUCCUACUCUCCUUCCUCAUGUAUUCAAAUCUUCAGAGGACCAAAAAAAGAAGAAAGAAAAAACAUGUUGGUAACGGCAAAGAGGCAGAUGGGUUGGCACGUGGGAAGAGAACUGCUUCUUUGUCUCGCCCACAAGCGGGGCUGCCUUCCUUGUGUACUUCUGCCUGGUGUGUGGGCACAAUUUGCUGAACCCUGGGCAUAUGACAUGCUCCCCCCACCCCUGGCAUCCCUGGAGGACCCUAUUUAGGCCAUCUUUUGGCCACGGACAGAAGGCUCUUGGCCUGACUGCCGGACCUGGCUCUCCUGGGCCGAUGUAAUACAGAGGGUGAGCUUGGGAAGAACUCCUAGACCUGUAUGAACUGCUAAGGAAAAACAUCUAUCAUUUGGAAAAUAAGACUGUCAUUGACCUGCAGGAAGGGACCCCUUGUUUCAGAAGGCUGCAAUGGGGUGAUGGUCACAAUUUGAGUUUGCUAUCAAGGGUCAAGUCUCAUUUCUCUCUGAAGACACCCAGAGCAUAUUGGAUCUGCCAAGAGUAUUGACUUGGAGAAGCUGAAUAAGCAACUGAAUUGCCAUGCUAACACUGACGUUUCUAGCUGUUUGCUCUGAAUCUCCCUAUAACUUUCUCUUCUUCUUCAAGCAUCCUCUUACAAACAUCACUCCACAGCAUUCCAUUGUAGGCCCCUUGCUCCUCUCUUUUGAAACAUACUCCCUGAACCACCUUAUCCAUUUCUCUGGCUUCCAUCUAUAUGCUAAGGCUGUAUGCCUCAUGGCUGUGAUUCACAUGGCUCUCUCCUCAUCUCCUGACCCUCAUAUCCAACUGCUGACUGGACAUCUUUUGAAGAGCAUGCUCAAAAUCAAACAUCUCAACACCUGCUUCUCCUAGAUUCUUGGGGUUACCAACUACCCAGGCACUCAAGCCACACAACUGGGCCUCACCCUUGAUUCUUGCCCCUGUGCCCUCAUCCCAACUAUCAGAAUCUUCGCAAUUAAAUGCCCUAAAUAUUGCUAAGUUCUGUCUGUUUCUCUUCAUCCUCAUUGGCACCACUCAGUUUCCAGACACGUUGACCUCUUUCCUAAACACUAAAACUGCCCCCUCACAGGCUCCCUGCCUCUGGUCUUGCCCUUUUUCCAUCCAGUCUCCAAGGUGCAAAGUGAUUUCUAAAAACAGACCCAUCACUAUAGUCUGUUUCUCUUAGGGAAAAUUCCAGCCCCCUCAACCUGGCUCACAAAGGCUUUUAAGUGGGUUCCUCUCUCAAGCCCCACUUCUGCCACCUAACUUCUCAGUCUGCACUGGACCUCACUGAACCAUCCUUGGGGCUUGCUUGCCCUUCUGUGGUACACUCCUCAUCUUGCCUUGCUAAUGUCUGGUUACCUGAUAGGCUUCAACCUGAACAUCACAAAUUUCCUCAGGAAGCUUCCCUUCCACUGUGCUCCUGUCAUAGGAGCAUGCGUUUCCCCUAGUACAGUUUUAGGGGAAUCACACCCCAUUGCAAUCACUCGUUUACACCUCCAAUAUACACAUCAGUAUUUGCUGACUAGUCAGCUAGGUAACGCAUACCACCCAAGUCUGGGAAAGAUGAUUGCUGCCUUCCUUGUAGAGCUUGGUCCAAGUUUUUUGUUUUGUUUUUAAACAGCUUUAUUGAGAUUUAGUCCGCAUACCAUACAAUUCAUCCGUUUAAAAUGUACAAUUCAGUAGCGGCUUUUAGUGUAUUUAGGGUUGUGCAAUCAUCACCAAAUCAAUUUUAGAGAUUUCAUCAAUCUCAAAAGAAACUCGGCACUCCUUAAGUAUCAUCCCCAGGAUCUCUGCAUCCCCUUCCCUUUCCUGCUCCCCAGCCCCCAAGGCAACCACUAAUCUACAUAGAUUCUAUAGAUUUGCCUGUUCUGGAUAUUUCUUUCUUCUUUUGGGGGGGGGGGGGCGCUGUAUCACCUGGCAUGUGGGAUCUUAGUUCCCUAAUUAGGGAUUGAACCCAUGUCCCCAGUAGUGGAAGUGGGAAUUUUAGCCACUGGGAGGUCCCUGAAUAUUUCUUAUAAAUGAAAUCAGGUUAGGUCUUUCCAACUUACUCAGUUCUAAAAUUCACCUGAGAACUUCCCUGGAGAUUCAAAUUCAGAGACCAAGGAAUCUUUAUUUUAAACAUGUGCUCCAGGCAAUUCUGUUUAAUCAGGCUGCAUCUGCCUUUACUGUUCCCAGCAACUAAGGCCAAAUACAUAGUAAGUGGUCAAGAAAUAGCUUUUGAUGUAUAUCUCUAAAACUGAACACAAUCUGAAAACACUGUGAAUAUGAAAGAACAGUGUAUGUUUAGUGCAGAAAAAGUCUGGAUAAAAACACCCCUCAGAGUCCCCUAUGAAAUGUAGCUCCUUAGAAUGCACUUUUACCACUGGGUUCUCAAAUAAGGAAUGGAAUGGAAGCCUGAGCAGGGGACAAUACAGGGAGAGAGAACUGAGGUCAGACAAGUGGAGGAGGCAAGUUGAAUUCCCAGGGGCCAGAGGGGGCAGUUAGAAAGGGGCUUGUGGAGUGGCUGAGGAGUUGGGAUUUACUCCUAGGACACUGGGGACUCAUGCAUGGGCUUGAAGUGGGGGAAUUUUGUGAUCCCAUCUGUGGUUUGGAAAGGUUGCUUUGUGUUGAGGGAGGAGGCAGGGAGCAGUGAGGAGCCUGAUGCUAAGCCAGGCAGGGAUAGAGAGGAGGUUAGAGUGAAAUGUUCAGAAGGUAUGGAUGGGAUUUGGAGACUGAUGGGAUGUGGGAGAGGAGAGAAUGAAGCUUAGGUUUCUGGCCAGUGUGGUGGAUGGAUGGGGGUAUCUUUCACUGUAAAGGGGGAGCCCUAGCGAAGCAAAUGAGGAGGAGAGUGACAAGGCUCCUAACGGUAGCAUGGGAGCCAUCCAGGAGGAAGUGUCCAGAAAGAAGCUAGACUUGUAGAUCUGGGCACGAAGAGAAAUAUGUAGGCUAGAGGGAGAAGUUUGAGAAUUAUCCUUGCUUCACUGUGAAGUCUUGUAUGACCACAGUGAUUAUCUAGUCACUAAUCUGUUCCUCCCACACCUGCUAGCCAUACCCUCCUUUUACUUGCUUCUCCAUCCUUGACUUUUACCUAUUAAUACUCAUGAGGGUUUAGUGUCUCCAGAUUAAUACAAGACAAAACAUGAGGCACUUGAGGGCUAGGGGCAUCCUCUCUCUCCAGUAGCACCCUAACCUUGGGCAUAGAGCAGUUGAUUCAGGACUUGCAUGCAUGUGUGCAUGCUCAGUUGCUUCAUCGUUUCUGACUCUUUGUGACCCCAUGGACUGCCAGGCUCCUGAGCUGAUGGCCAUGGUCUUUAAUUAAUUAAUAGGGCUCCUGAGCCACCUGGGAAGCCCUAUUCAAGGUUUACUUACAGAUUAGUAAGUCAUGAUUCCAAAUACCUCUUCUAUUUACUAACAGCCUGAAAUUUCCACCAUUAAAGCCCUCCCUUUGGGUUAAGGCACUGUCCAACUUGUGUGGAGGGGAAGAAACCUUUUUACCUCUAAACAAAUCACAUAAAAUUUGGAGGGGGAGAAAAUGAGGGAGCAAAGGGGUCCAGAGCUCACCUGAUAGACCUCCCUUCCUUUUCCCCCUCCCAAGCACUCCCUGAGCUAAAGCAUCAAGUACAGAGGAUCCUAUAAAAAUGGAAAUGUUACCUAAUAGAAUGAGGAGCUCAGAGUGGCCAAUGAAAGAACAGGAAGAGAGAGGGUGGGGCUGGAAGAUCUGAGUACUCAUUCUGGUUUUGUCAACAAGUUACUGGACAACUCUGAGCAAGUCACUUCACUUCCAGAGUUAAGGGACAAAACUGUGGCUGGCUCUUCAAAAAGAACUGUGAAGGUGUUUUUUAAAAUGAAAAGUGAACAGAUUU
This is a messenger RNA of Odocoileus virginianus texanus, 8766 nucleotides long. Lineage: Eukaryota; Metazoa; Chordata; Mammalia; Artiodactyla; Cervidae. The record is from RefSeq and is a predicted model, not a curated record.